UCAUCUAGCUUACCCAACUAGUUGUUUCCCCUAAUCUUCUCUUAUUCUUAGAAAUGGAGAAUACGGAUCAAAUAUUGGACAACAUUAUGCAUAAAUCUCCCACUAUUGAAGAGCUGGAGCAUAUAUUACAUGGGGGUCAGCUGUCUUGUAACCACGUCGAUGAAGUGUGGCCAAAUUUGUUCCUGGGGGACAUGUACAUGUCUCAUGACAGAUAUGGCCUGUGGAGCCUGGGUAUCACACAUGUUUUGAAUGCUGCACAUGGUAAAAUGUGUUGCAGAGGAAAUGAGGAUUUUUAUGGGACAACUGUGAAGUAUUAUGGUGUGCCAGCCAAUGACUUGCCAACAUUUGAUAUUUCACCUUUUUUCUACCCUUCUGCACAGUACAUUCAUGAUGCACUCAGCACAACAGGUGCGAAAGUUUUUGUGCAUUGUGCUGUGGGGAUGAGCCGUUCAGCUGCUCUGGUCCUAGCUUACCUAAUGAUACAUUGCAAUUUCUCUCUGGUGGAUGCCAUCUUGAAAGUGAAAGAAAGAAGAUGGAUUUUCCCAAACCGAGGAUUUCUGAAACAGUUAAUAACUCUUGACAAUGAAUUAAAACUACAAGGCACCAGUAACUAGAUUUAACUAGAGAAGUGUAUAGUUUAUAAACCUGUUAAUUAAAAAUGUGAAUGAACCGCCAACUUAUCCAGCAUAUGUUUUACACAGCGGAUGCCCUUCCAGCUGAAACUUAGUACUGGGAAACACCCUACACACUCAGACACACCCACUACGGCCAAUUUAGUAUAUUCAUUCAACCUAUACUGCAUGUGUUUGAACUGUGGGGGAAACCGGAGCGACCUCAGGGAGAACUUGCAAACUCCACACAGAAAUGCCAGUUGGCCCAGCGGGGGCUCUAACCAGUGACCUUCUGGCUGUGAGGCGACAGUGCUAACCACUGAGCCACUGUACCGCCUAAUUUUAAUACAUUCAUUCAUUUUCAUCCACUUUUCCGGGGCCGGGACACGGGUGCAGCAGUCUUAGGAGAAAACCCCAUAUGCUUCCUCCAGCUCCUCCGGGGGGAUCCCGAGGCAAUUGAUACUCAAUUAUAUAUUUCAACUAAACCUGACGAGACGUCUAAUCUGUCCAAGCUAACUGAGUGUAUUAAAGAUGUUAAAGACUGGAUGACCAACAAUUAUCUUCUCUUAAACUCAGACAAAACAGAAUUAUUACUUAUUGGGCCUAAAUCCUGUACACAGCAGAUCUCACAACUCGAUCUACAAUUAGAGGGAUACAAAGUUAGCGUUAGUUCUACUAUAAAAGAUCUGGGUGUCAUAUUAGACAGCAAUUUAACUUUUAAAAAUCAUAUUUCCCAUGUCACAAAAACUGCUUUCUUUCAUCUGAGAAAUAUAGCUAAGUUACGAAGUAUGCUAUCCAUCUCAGAUGCAGAAAAGCUAGUCCAUGCUUUUAUGACUUCUAGGCUGGACUACUGUAAUGCUCUGUUUGCUGGCUGCCCAGCAUCCUCUAUUAACAAACUUCAAUUAGUACAAAAUGCAGCUGCCAGAGUUCUAACCAGGUCUAGAAAAUUUGAUCACAUCACCCCAAUUUUAUCCUCCUUACACUGGCUGCCUGUUAAGUUUCGUAUUGAAUUUAAAAUAUUGCUUCUUACAUAUAAAGCUCUAAAUAAUCUAGCUCCUGCUUAUCUAACCAAUCUUCUGUCUCGCUACAAUCCAACUCGCUCUUUAAGAUCUCAAAACUCAGGACUUCUGGUAGUACCUAGAAUAGCAAAGUCGAGUAAAGGAGGUCGAGCCUUCGCAUUUAUAGCUCCUAAACUCUGGAAUAGCCUUCCUGAUAACGUCCGAGGCUCAGACACACUCUCCCAAUUCAAAACUAGAUUAAAGACCUAUCUGUUCAGUAAAGCAUACACUUAGUGCACCACUUAGGGGGCUUCCACACAGGUUAUGCAUCUUGCUGAUAUACACUGUGAACAUCAGCUACGCUAAUUAUUUUCUUUAUUCUCCAUUUCCACCUGGGGAUACUCUUCCCGAGGCCCUCAGACUAUGCAGAGUCACUGAUUCGAUCCAAGACCAACGACGAGAUGAUCCCAAGGUUUCCAUAUCCUGGACCUGGCCGAAUCCUGAACAACUACUGCGAUGGUCAUGGAAGAGUGGAGAACAUGAGACUGUUUCCUAUGACGCUCCAGAGACAGACGAGUCUUCGCUGAGGCCAGCUUCCAGCCUCCGCCACUGAGACUGCAGCUCUGCACAAGACGUUUGGCCAGCGGAGAAAUUAAAAUGGUCGUGCCCAACUGAGCCUGGUUUCUCUCAAGGUUUGUUUUCUUCACUUCCGCCUUUAGUGAAGUUUUUUCCCUCUCCGCUGUCGCCACUGGCUUGCAUGGUUCAGGAUCUGUAGAGCUGCGCAUCGUUGGAUUUGCUCUUCAAUAUUUGGACUCUCAGUAGUGAUUAUUAAACCACACUGAACUGAGCUAAACUGAACUGAACUUAAACACUACAAACUGAACUACACUGUUCCUAUUUACUGUGACCUUUUAUGUGAAGCUGCUUUGACACAAUCUACAUUGUAUAAGCGCUAUACAAAUAAAGGUGAAUUGAAUUGAAUUGAAUUCCCAGGCCAUCCGAGAGACAUAGUCCCUCCAGCAUGUCGUUGGUCUUCCCUGAGGCCUCCUCCCAGUGGGAAAUGCCUGGAACACCUCCCUAGGUUUGCGUCCAGGAGGCAUCCGAAACAGAAGCCAAGCCACCUCAGCUGACUUCUCUCGAUGUGGAGGUGAAGGAUCAGCGGCUCUACUCCAAGCUCUUCCUGGGUGACAGAGCUCCUCACCCUAUCUAUAAGAAUGCGCCCUACCACCCUGUGAAGGAAACUCAUUUCGGCCGCUUGUAUCCGAGAUCUUAUCCUUUCGGUCAUGACCCAAAGCUCACGACCAUAGAUGAGUGCAGGAACAUAGAUUGACCUUGCCUUUCGGACCGUUACAUCGACCACAUUACUGCUGCCACUGCAUCGAUCCGCCUGUCAAUCUCAAUUUCAUCGUUCCCUCACUUGUGAACAAAACCCCAAGAUACUUGAACUCCUCCACCUGGGGUAGGGACUUUCCUCCAACCUGGAGAUGGCAAACCACCUUUUUCCGGUGGAGCACCAUAGCCUCGGACUUGGAGGCUGAUUCUCAUCCCAGCCGCAUCACACAUAAUUGUAUAAAUUUUAAUACAAUAAGAAAAUAAGUCUUUUUAUACUUUAGUAAAAAAGUAUUCUUUUUAAAGUCAAAUAUAUUCUUGGAUUUUACUCAACUUUGCCCUGGACAAAAUUUGAGUUUUAAGUGAAUUAAAACAUGAAUCUUACUUACCUACAAUCACUUCAUAUCUCUAAAAUUGUUUCAUAAAGUGUGCUUCAAACAGGUGAACGGGCUUGACAAACCACCUGUAGAAACACUCUACUCACUCCCUCAAAAGAGAAAAAAACACUCCCCUCCUCACUCUAGCAGUUAAUUCUAUGAGCACAAACUGCUCCUUUGUGUAAUUAGCACUUUUUGUGUGUGUGUGCAUUUCCUUCUUCUUAUUGAAUCACUGAAUGCUUCCUCAAUUGUAAGUUCCUUUGGACAAAAGCGUUUGCUAAAUGACUGAAUGUAAAUGUUAUGAAUCGUUCAAGGAUUUGAAUCUUGAACGAAAAUAAAAUAGCAUAUGCAAAUGUA
Danio aesculapii is the source of this 3672-nucleotide messenger RNA. RefSeq names its product dual specificity protein phosphatase 13A family protein. The record is from RefSeq and is a predicted model, not a curated record. Gene Ontology annotation, molecular function: protein tyrosine/serine/threonine phosphatase activity; MAP kinase phosphatase activity. Gene Ontology annotation, biological process: protein dephosphorylation; negative regulation of MAPK cascade. NCBI's taxonomy places the organism in Eukaryota, Metazoa, Chordata, Actinopteri, Cypriniformes, Danionidae. The coding region runs from base 54 to 614 and encodes 186 amino acids. Gene Ontology annotation, cellular component: cytoplasm. The transcript is spliced from 3 exons.